AUGGAAGAUCACUUUGUCACGGAUAAUGCGGCCGACCCGCGGGCGACUCACGACGGACAAGCCCAUCUCAACCCUGCCGAUUUCCAACUGCUUUCACCCGGAGAAGCCAUGUUGCCACAAAGCAAUACUUGGGAACAGGCCUUGCACAACCUAAGAUACGGCCUUGACCAGCACAACAAGCCCGAAGACACCAUGACUUACGAAGGACCCGCUCAUUCCAAGAUAGAGGUGGAUUGGGUGAUGAGGCAACACUAUCACCGUUACAUCCACGAGUCGCGUAGAAGGGAAUAUCUUAAGCGUAAGCUGGAGGAGAAGCGAGUUGAAUUGGAAGAGACGGGGUGCGAGCCCGAGUACCCGGAGACUGAAAGACGAAGACAGCAAGCAGAGCGUGUGGCGGUUUCGGAUGGGUCCAGACAAGAGGCGGUGUUUGGUCGACUGCAGGGACAAAAAGCUGCUUUCAAUGCUCGACAUCUUCAGAACCGUUCCGCGGCACCUGCACCAGCACCUGAAUCAGACCAAUAUCCGGCUCUAUAUAUACCGGCCACCAUAGCGAAUGUUGCUCGGCAAGACUUGACCCAACAGCCGGUGUCAGCCAGAACUAGGCGAGCAGUCCUAAACUCAACUUCUGGACCCGUAGCCGGUGCCGCCACUCGUAUCCAAACGCAAAAUCUCGGGCCUGCUGAUGGUCUCUGCAACGACCAUGAUACUUCUUUCGUCAGGAAUGGAGCCGCCGGCAGUGAAUCUCCGACCAGAGGCAUGCAUUUCCUGGACGAAUCCAUAACGACUUCGCCCACUUACCGAUAUGCUCCCGCCCCGAGUUAUCGCCUCGCGACUGGCAACGACAUCGAUGAUAGACUGGGAAUUGCUGGCUCCCAUGCCGAACCAACUGCUAGACUCAGCGGCCGGCCGCGGGUAGACUGGUACAAACAAUACCUCCUCGCUACCAACAAAAACAUCCAAACCAGCAGCUCUCACGGUAAGAUCGAGAAUGGCUUCCCAACUUCACGGCAGCAGAGUUUCCCGCAGGCUCAACAGUCAUACCUAGCUUCCGCAGCUGCAUACACUCCUGCGGACUCCGCUGACUUGCCGUAUUUCGACAUGGAGAUGUACGAAAGAACUUGCGCUGCACCACAACAAACCACAACAGCGAUGAUGGGCACCACCUCCGCCGAGGCCACUCCGCCCUUGUCCUCGGAUGCCAGUGCUGAGGGUGACAUGAUCCUUGACGAUUCCGAGGUCACAGCCGACGAUGUCGAACCCCAAUCGUCCAAUCUGUCCGAUAUCAUUGGGAGUGAGACGCCUUCUGAAGACGAUGGUGAGGACGACGACGACGAUGAGGAGUUCGACCCAAACAGAAGAGGUACGGGAUUAAAGGUGCCGAAGCAUCAAGAGGUUAGGGGAUUUGGGAUGAGGCGACGACGGAGCAGUGGCAGGGCAGGACCAUAG
This is a messenger RNA of Cladophialophora yegresii CBS 114405, 1446 nucleotides long. RefSeq lists its product as uncharacterized. The record is from RefSeq and is a predicted model, not a curated record. The transcript has a single exon. NCBI's taxonomy places the organism in Eukaryota, Fungi, Ascomycota, Eurotiomycetes, Chaetothyriales, Herpotrichiellaceae. Bases 1 to 1446 code for a protein of 481 amino acids.